Molecule: messenger RNA, 4683 nt
Organism: Prunus dulcis (almond)
Lineage: Eukaryota; Viridiplantae; Streptophyta; Magnoliopsida; Rosales; Rosaceae
Product: pentatricopeptide repeat-containing protein At5g55840
Exons: 4
Coding region: 98-3520 (1140 amino acids)
Molecular function (GO): protein binding
Source: RefSeq, a predicted model, not a curated record
UCGUGUUCACCGGCGCUCAAAGAUACGCGCUCUUUAUCAUUUCCUCCACAGUGACAAAGAAGGCGGUCAUGAGAAAGAAGCAUAGCACUCAAACUCAAUGUUGUCCUCCUCAACGACUAGAGCUAAACAAUUCUCUCUAAUUUCCCACCGAAUUUCAAAGUUCAGAGCUUUUCAUGCUUUCUUCCAAGACAUCAAAACAAAUCUUGGAGAUGAUGAUGCCAGAAACAUAGCUCACAAAAAAAGCACACAAACCUCUGGCACAGAAAUGGAGAAGAGCAUAUAUGCAAUUCUCACCAUAGACCGUUGGGAGUCUCUGAACCACAUGGAUUAUAGGUUGGCUUCUCUUAGACCAGUACAUGGAAGGCUGGCUUUGAAAUUUCUCAAUUGGGUCAUUAAACAACCUGGUUUGGAACUCAACCACCUCACUCACAUACUUUCUGUUACAACCCAUAUACUUGUUCGAGCUAGAAUGUAUGACUCUGCCAAAUCAAUUUUGGGGCAUUUGUUGCAAAUGGGAAUUGCCCCAAAACCUGUUUUUGGUGCUCUGAUGGAUACUUACUCUCUUUGCAAUUCAAACCCUUCAGUCUUUGACCUUCUAAUUAGAGUUUAUUUAAGGGAAGGAAUGGUUGAUUAUGCUGUAGAGACUUCGUAUUUAAUGGGUUUUCGGGGAUUUAGGCCGUCCACUUGUACUUGUAAUAUGAUCCUAGCUUGGUUGGCAAAGGACCAGAAAGCUGGGUCAGUAUGGUCUUUUUUCAAAGAAAUGCUUGCCAAUAAGAUUUGCCCUGAUGUCGCUACGUUUAAUAUAUUGAUUAGUCUUUUAUGUGUUGAAGGGAAGCUUAAGAAAGCUAGUUAUCUUCUGAGAAAGAUGGAAAAGAGUGGCUAUGUUCCAAAUAUAGUUAGUUAUAAUACUUUGCUCAAUUGGUACUGCAAGAAAGGGAGGUAUAAAACAGCCUUUGAGCUUAUUGAUCACAUGGGUUCUAAGGGUAUAGAAGCAGACGUAUGUACAUAUAACAUGCUAAUUGGUGAUUUAUGUAGAAACAAUAGGAGUGCAAAAGGUUAUUUACUGUUGAAGAAAAUGAGAAGGAAGAAGUUAUCUCCUAAUGAGGUUACCUACAAUAUUCUUAUUAAUGGGUUUGUGAUGGAGGGGAAACUUGGUGUUGCUACCCGGGUUUUUGAUGAGAUGUCUACUUUUAAUCUUUCACCGAAUUUUGUUACUUUCAAUGCUUUGAUUGGUGGACUCUGCCAAAAUGGUAAGCUUGAAGAAGCUUUCAGACUUUUGGACAUGAUGGAAGCUAUGGGACUAAGACCUAAUGAAGUCAGCUAUGGGGCUCUUUUGAAUGGGCUGUGUAAGCAUGCCAAGUUUGAUUUAGCAAGAAGUCUUUUUGAGAGAAUGCGGAUGAAUGCGAUUGUUAUUAGUUGUACUAUAUAUACAGCGAUCAUGGAUGGGUUAUGCAAAAAUGGGUUGCUUGACGAAGCUGUGCAGUUGUUUAAUAUGAUGGUCCAGGAUGGUGUGGAUCCUGAUAUUAUAGCAUUUUCGGUGCUCGUAAAUGGACUUUGCAGAGCUGGGAAGAUGAAACAUGCGAGGGAGAUACUAUGUAAGAUUUAUAAAGCUGGCCUUGCACCGAAUAGAAUAAUAUGUUCUACUUUAAUCUACAACUCUUGCAAGAUGGGCAACAUAGUUGAAGCGUUAAAGAUUUAUGCUGUUAUGAAUCACAAUGGCCAUGGUGCUGACCGUUUCACAUGUAACAUAUUGGUUGCUUCGCUUUGUGAAGCUGGAAAAGUAGAAGUGGCCGAAGAUUUCAUGCGUCAUAUGGGCAGUAUGGGUCUUGAUCCCGAUUCCGUUACUUAUGAUUGUAUAAUAAAUGGCCAUGGAAACAUGGGAAAUGGAUUAAAAGCAUUUUCUAUGUUUGAUGAAAUGAUUAAGUCAGGUCAUCAUCCAACUCCAUUCACAUAUGGAAGUAUACUGAAAGGGCUAUGCAAGGGUGGAAAUUUGGGGGAAGCAAGGAAAUUUUUGAAGAAACUCCACGGCAUUCCAUCUGUUGUUGAUACUGUUAUCUACAAUACAAUAAUUUAUGAGACAUGUAAAUCUGGAAAUCUGCAAGAGGCUGUAUCCCUUCUUGAUGAGAUGGUUGAGAAUAAUGUUCUGCCUGAUGAUUAUACGUAUGGUAGCCUUCUUGCUGGGUUAUGCUGGAAGGGAAAAAUGGUUGCCGCCAUCCUGUUGUUUGGGAAACUCAUGGGAAAAGUGACUUGCUCACAAAGUGCAAUAAUGUAUACCUGUCUAGUCGAUGGCCUUUUCAAGACUGGCCAGUCUAAGGCUGCUUUGUAUCUCUUUGAAGAGAUGGAGAACAAAGGUCUAUACUUGGAUACUGUUGCUUGUAAUGUCAUGAUAGAUGGAUACUCGAGGAUGGGAAAACUAAUGAAGGCAAAUGAACUGUUUUCAACUAUGGGGAGCAGCAGAUUGUGCCCUAAUUUGGCUACUUAUAAUAUUCUCUUGCAUGGAUACUCGAAGAACCGGGACCUCGUGAAAUGCUCUAUGUUAUACAAUAACAUAAUCCAGGCCAGAUUAUUUCCCGACAAAUUGACUUGCCACUCUCUUAUUCUUGGAUUAUGCGAGUCCGGUAUGUUGGAUGUUGGCCACAAAAUGUUGAAUAAGAUGAUAAUGGAAGGUGCUAUAGCUGAUCAUCUAACAGUUAACAUGCUUGUUAGCAAGUAUUCUGAGACUGGUAAGAUGGUGAAGGCCUUUGAGCUAGUUAGUGUCCUGAAUCUGUUAGGCGUUUCUGCUAAUAUAGACACCCACAUUGCUAUCUUGAAUGGACUAUUCAGAAGCCAAGAUUUCCAAGCAUCCCGUGCCCUUCUUUAUGAAAUGUUGGAAAAAGGUUUCACUCCCAAGGAUACACAUUAUUUCACCUUAAUUAAUGGUAUGUGUAGAGUGGGAGAUAUACAAGGAGCAUUCGAACUAAAAGAUCAUAUAGAGGCUCUUGGUGUUACUACCAGUGACAUUGCUGAGAGUGCUCUGGUUAGAGGGCUCGCGAAAUGCGGGAAGAUUGAAGAAGCAAUGCUGGUUCUUGAUCGCAUGCUUCGAAUGAAACUCAUUCCAACAACUGCUACUUUUACUACUUUGAUGCACAUGUUCUGCAAACAAGCCAACCUUGCAGUGGCUCUAAAACUGAGGGGCACAAUGGAAUGCUGUGGUGUGAAGCUUGAUGUCCCUGUGUUUAAUGUUCUCAUUUCAGGCCUUUGUGCUAAUGGUGAUGUUGUGGUUGCAUUUGAGCUUUAUGAGGAGAUGAAACAAAGAGGUCUCAUGCCCAACACUACAACUUAUACUCUGCUCAUUGGUGCUGUUUCCUCUCAUAAUAAUCUUAUUAAAGCUGAACAACUUUUGGGAGAUUUAUCUGAAAGGGGACUGAUAUCUGGAAAUUUGGAUGGAAGCGCCCAAAUGCUACAUGAGGGGUUGAUGAAUGCAAUGGGAAGACUAAAUUCUUUGAGGCGCAUAAAAGGAACUAAUACUAAAGAGAGGUAGUAAAGCCGUACUUGGAUUGGGAUAUGCGACCACAAUGGGCUUUCAUUACUUAACCAAGUUAUGAUAUAAACUUUUCUACCGGAGGUCUGAUGGGAGAUGGGAUUGUGAUUGGUUCACUUUACUUAACGAAGUUUUGAUAUAAACCUUUCUACUUGAGGUCCGUUGAGAGAUGAGACUGCAAUGGCUCUCAUCGCUUACUGAAGUUAUAAUACAACAUGACCUUCUGCUAUAGUUUAUAGAGUGAAAUGCAGUCUACCUCAUGCUUGGAUGUCAUGUUUUGUGAUAUGAUAUUUGUUGUGGCAAAAUGAAUCAUGCCCCAUUCUAUGUAACAUAGGCUUCUUUCUGGAAACAAGUGCUGGAAUGCUAAAGAUGCUCUCAUAUAAUGCAUAAGGUUUGCUGAUAGGUAAUAUGCUAUUAUUUCUUUUAGGUGGUUCUUUCUUUUAUCGCCAUGUCUGAUUAUUUCAUUGUUGCACUCCACCUAUCAAAGAGACGGGCUCUUGGUUUCUGUGCAAUGGAUAAGGGUUUAAGAGCAGACUCUUGCACAUGAUACUUCCUUCCUAUAAACAUGAUUCUUGAGCAAGUUUAUUGUAGUUGAGGAAUCAGGAUGUUUGAGAGAGCAGUGUCAUUUGGCUCACUGCUUGGAAGGUCAGGAUCAGUAAUCAGUGCCAUUCGUUACCUAAUCAGUCAGUUUUUUUUGCCCAAAAAUACGUUUAUGCAAAGCUUUCCACCAUCCCCAAAAUCUUCUUGUUUGUAUCAAAUCUAAGUUCACCAUUUUUCUUUCUGCAGUGAAUAAUGAAUUAUAAUCUAUCCUGGGGGCUAUGACUAGCCAAAUUUUGGUUAGACACGUCACAUGCCCAUAAAGGUGGAGGAAACAGCUCUUUGAUAGAGAAAGAAGUUGGCCAUUGAUUGAGGGAACCAAAUGAAGCGGGUGUCUCAAUCUACAUCUUCAUUUUGCACCUGAUGCUGGAGGCACAGGGACUUCACUGCAAGGGAAUAUGUUGAUGUGCUGCCAUGUAUUUUAGGGUUCUCUUUUGCAAAAUAUAAUGCCUUUGUUAUGGGCAUGGCAGACAGAAUCUAGCAAAAUUUACAUGGAUGAAUUGCUAUUGUUGACUUUGUAUAAUUAAUAAUGUUCAUAUUGAUUUGUAUAUAUUCACAUUGUCUCA